This is a messenger RNA of Betta splendens (Siamese fighting fish), 8111 nucleotides long. It is a transcript of the gene kif26ab, whose product is annotated as kinesin family member 26Ab. Gene Ontology annotation, molecular function: microtubule motor activity; microtubule binding; ATP binding. Gene Ontology annotation, biological process: microtubule-based movement. The record is from RefSeq and is a predicted model, not a curated record. NCBI's taxonomy places the organism in Eukaryota, Metazoa, Chordata, Actinopteri, Anabantiformes, Osphronemidae. The transcript is spliced from 16 exons. The coding region runs from base 295 to 6303 and encodes 2002 amino acids.
CUGCAGCAGCUCAAAGAUCAGGCUCGUCCCCGUCAGCAUGGCUUAAGAAGUGUUUCACCGGACGGACGCGCGUCUGCGUGGAUGGACGCGUUUGGUUGCGUUCUAGGACCUCUGGAAACCUGGGAGGUGGUUUUACGCACACGCGCGAGCGCUUCCAGCCGGUCGCUGGAUGUCCGGAUUAAACGGUCUUGCGGGUUUUUCUGGAGGAUGCGAGACAUUUGAGUUGGAUGGAUGUCCUAAGCGCGUAGGUUUCCCGAGGAGUGGAGUAUUUUCACGGCUAGACUUGCAGCCCGCAUGGCUUUACCAAACUCAUCGGGGUCUCCCGACGCUGGGAAGCCCAACCCCAGCGUCAUAGACCUGGGGACGAUCAUCGUUGACUCGGACAUCAUCUUUGGAUUUACAAGUCACCUGCUGAAGAGAAAAACGAAGGUGGACGGAUGUCCCAGCGGGGAGUCUCCGGUGACCCCCAGGAAAAGGCUUCACUCCGCGGAGGACGCGCGGUGCAGCAGCCGGCCUCCUCCCGAGGGCGCGGGCUCCGUCUCCAUCCCCGAGCCGGAGGAGAAGGGGGGCGUCUGCCGGCAGUGUCAGAGGAGGGUGUCUGAGCUGAGGAAGCAGGCGGCCGCCCCGACAGACCACAACUCACCCAAGGACCCUGCGUAUGCAGCCUUCCUGCUGGAGCAGCUCCGGGCCUCUGUGGGCCACGACGCUGCUGUGGGCUGCUGCCAGGUGUGCUCCACCCCCCUGCACCAGCUCCGCCAGGAGGCCCUGCAGACGCUGCACGCCCCCGUCCCGGCGCCGCCGCCUCCUAGAGCCGCGGCGCCGCCCUCCAGCGCCCGUGGAGGAGGCGUGAGCCCCGGGGGGCACAGGGGCACGGGCUGGUGCCCGGGGGCCGUGGCCUCCUCAGGACCGCAGACCGGCGUCCAGGUGGCGGUGGCGGGAGGGCAGGUCUGUGGGUCGCUGGGCUCCGUCACCAUCCAAGCUCAGCAGUACCUGGAGGGAGUGUGGAGCAUCUCCAGGGUCAACAGCUUCCUCCCUCAGCCCAAAGCGGGUUUAAUGGGGGACGGAGACGGGGACGUCUCAGCCGCCGAGGCCUCGCUCACCGCCGUGACCACGGCCGCCGGCACCGGCAGCAGCCAGACGCUGUGUCGGCUGAGGAGCCUCCCGCCCGCCCCCCCCGCCUCCCACUCGGCGUCGUCCUCCGCUGCGGCCUCCUUCUUCAUCAGGGCCGCUCAGAAGCUGAACCUGUCCUCCAAGCGGAAGAAGCAGCCGCCGUCGCCGCUCCACCCGCAGGAGCCGUCCAUCUACGGCACCAACUUCAGCGGCGUCCUGCAGGCCUCGCCGCCGCCCGCGCCGCCAUGCCUGCUCCGAGCCGUGUCCAAAGUCAAGGAGAACCCGGGGAUAGGAAAGGUGAAGGUGAUGAUGCGCAUCUGUCCGUCUCUGGAGGCCGCCGACUCCUCCGAGUCCCAGUCCUUCCUGAAGGUGGACAGCAGGAAGAAGCAGCUGACCCUGUACGACCCCGCAUCCAGCCCACACUCGGGUUCGGCACACAGAAGGUCCGCGACGGUGGCCGUCCCAAAGAUAUUCGCUUUUGAUGCUGUUUUUACCCCGGAUGCCUCCCAAGCGGAGGUGUGCUCAGGGACGGUAGCAGAGGUGAUCCAGUCCGUGGUGAACGGCGCCGACGGCUGCAUCUUCUGCUUCGGCCAAGUCAGGCUGGGCAAGACAUACACCAUGAUUGGCAAGGACAGCUCCACUCAGAGCCUCGGAAUCGUGCCCUGUGCCAUUUCCUGGCUCUUCAAGCUCAUCAACGAGCGCAAGGAGAAGACGGGCACGCGCUUCUCGGUGCGCGUGUCGGCCGUGGAGAUCUUCGGGAAGGAUGAGGAGCUGAAGGACCUGCUGUCGGAGGUGUCGGCGGGCGGCCUGCAGGAGGGCCAGGCGCUGGGCAUCCACCUGAGGGAGGACCCCAUCUGCGGCACUCAGCUGCAGAACCAGAGCGAGCUUCGAGCCCCGACCGCUGAGAAAGCCGCCUUCUUCCUGGACGCAGCCGUCGCGGCGCGCAGCACCAGCAAGGCCGGCGUGGACGAGGAGGAGCGACGCAAUUCCCACAUGCUGUUCACAUUGCACAUUUACCAGUACCGCAUGGAGAAGAGUGGCAAGGGAGGAAUGUCGGGAGGACGGAGCAGGCUGCACCUUAUUGACCUGGGGAGCUGUGAGAAGAUCCUGAGCAAAAGCCGAGAUGGAGGCGGGGGCUUGUGUCUGUCUCUAAAUGCUUUAGGAAAUGUCAUCAUGGCUUUAGCUAAUGGAGCUAAACAUGUACCUUACAGGGACAGUAAGCUGACAAUGCUGUUGCGGGAGUCUCUUGGCAACAUCAACUGCAGAACCACCAUGAUCGCCCACAUCUCCGAUUCCCCCGCCAACUAUGCUGACUCACUCAACACCAUCCAGCUGGCAUCGCGCAUCCACCGCAUGAGGAAGAAGAAAUCCAAGUAUGCGUCCAGCUCCUCUGGAGGAGAAAGCUCUUGUGAGGAAGGAAGGAUCCGCCGGCCGCCACACCUCAGGCCCUUCCACCCACGGACUGUAGCCCUGGACCCAGACUUACCGUCGCUGCUCAGUGAUCCAGAUUACUCUUCCAGUAGCGAGCAGUCCUGUGAUACUGUCAUUUACGUGGGCCCCGGAGGAGCUGCGAUCUCAGAUAGGGAGCUUAGUGAUAACGAAGGCCCACCUGCCUUUGUUCCAAUCAUCCCCUCCCUGAACAAAAAGAAAUCUGCAAAAGAGGGACCUCUUGACAGAGACCACUUCUUCAAGUGUAACACAUUUGCUGAGCUGCAGGAGCGAUUAGAGUGUAUAGACGGCAGCGAAGAGCCCACUGCUUUUGUGGGAGAGAGCAAGAGAAGCCAGGCUAGUCCUAAGACCGACAAAUCCAAGGAGAGCCAAGGCUCUGUUUCACCAAAGACUGUAGCAAAUAUUUCUUACAGCCAAGAGGGCGUCUCACCCAAACAAUCUCCAAAAUCUAUUGCCACACAAUCAUCUUGCGGUUCAAACAAUAAAUUUAGUUUGGACUGUGCUCAGAGGCAAUGCAUACCUGCAGAAAAGACCCCUUCAGAGAGCGUUCAAAAUGUAUGCAGAACCAGUGCUGAUGGUGAGAAGGCUCUGGUUGCAGAAAGCCAAGUCGGUGCAACCAACACUACAUCCACUGGAGAGACAAACUCUGAGCCUGUGGUGAGGGAGAAAGUCUACUUCAACAAGAAGGUCCUGCCAAAGCCCGCCCCACCUCCGUCACAGCAGAAUGAAAGAGCAGACAGCGAAGAGAGGUCCAGCACCAGAAUGCCACCUGUGGGAAUGAGCCACCAAGCCGUGAAAAGGAGGGAUCCAUGCACGUCCCCUCUGCUCAGAGCGCCAGUGGAGGUGUGCCAGGUGCGCUCCACCUUGAGGGAACGGUGUCUGGAUCGGGACAUCCUUAGAGCCACUGUCACCUUGCAACAGCCCGUGGAACUGAAUGGAGAGGAUGAGCUAGUGUUCACCGUGGUGGAGGAGCUCUCUAUUGGUGGGAUGGUGGAAAGGGGCAGGCCAUCCAGCAUUAUCAGCUUUAACAGCGACUGCUCCCUGCAGGCCCUGGCCUCUGGUUCUCGGCCGGUCAGCAUUAUCAGCAGCAUUAACGAUGAGUUUGACGCCUACACGUCAGCUGUGGGUGGGUCCGAGGUGAACAUUGCAGUAGUCACACCUCUUCAAGAGGGUGUAACGGAAUGUGUAGACAGCAGAGGUUCGUCUAUCAGCUCCUGGUUGAGUGAGGUCAGUGUCUGCACCCUAGAGAGCGAAGGGGUUCAUUCUACAGACGUCUUCCUCCCACAAGCCAAACACCUGGGACCAGAGGCCACCUUUUACUUUGAUUCACUGGACAUGUUCCACUGUGUAUCCUCUCCUAGAGACGCCAAGAACUCCUUAAAUGACAGUGGGUUUAGUUUUUCUGAACAAGACAGUGACAGUGCCACUUCAAGCAAACUGUCCUUGACUAAGUGCCCGCCAUCUCCCGAAUCAGCCAGCGGCUCCUUCAGAUUCACAUCUAAAAUAACGAAGGCUCACUCACUAAGCUCCUCUCAGCUUCCACAGGGCUCCUCCAUAGUCCACUCUAGUCUUCCUAGGAAGAUUAAACCUACCUCAUCCAUCUCUCAUAGCAGUAGCAGUAGCAGCAGUAGGAUCAGAGAGCCGCAAAGGCACGAGGCCAAACAGGAAGAUCCUUGGCAGCGCGCUGAAAACCAUUCAGAACCUCAGCUUGCUGAGUCUAGCAUCACCAGCAAAUUUCUAAGAAAUCCUCACAGCGGCAACUCUUCCAGCAAAACAUCCAACAACAGCAACAGUGUACCUCGCCCAUCCAAGGCACUGGGGUCUACCUCAUCCCAGCGGGUGGUCGAUGGCUGUGAGAAGUCAGCCAGUAAGACCCCACCCAGCAGAAUGCCUCAACUGAGACGAGGUGCCACCACCCUGGGAACAGUACCAGUCAUCCAUUCCUCAUCAGAUCACAAGGGAGCCCCAGAUAUUAUCGCUUCUACCACAAGCCUUAAAUUUUCCUCUCUGGGGAAAAACAACAAGGCUAACUCACAGAAAACAAGUAAUAUCCCUAAGCCUGGUUGUACCUCACCUCCUCCACCACCAGUGAGAAAGUCCAGUCUUGACCAUAAGACUAAGAACCUGUUGCCCCAAAGUGCCUUAAAGUCACCAUAUGGCGAACCAGGAAGAGUCUCUGGGGUGAGGGCAGCUGUGUCAGAGGAUGAGCUUGAGGUACGUCAUAGAGUUGACUCUACCAGUUUCAAAACCGCCAGCCUCAAUACAGCCAAAGUUACCUCCAGCCUGAAGACCAGAGGGCCUAAAGGGGAAACUGGGCAGCAUUAUGGCAGUCAGAUGUCACUGGAAAGGUGUGAUAGCCUCUCCCUGUCAGGUUCCAGAGCAGCGCUCAGUCGCGAGAACAGCGGGGCGAGUCUGGGGAGCAACAGUAGCAAAUCCAGUAGGUCCAUUGCGAGAUGUGGUAUUCCUAAUUCUUCUAGUUCUCCUAUAGCCACUUGCCCGUCAUCCCCAGCUGGAGGAAGCAUCGGCAAAUCUGGUCAGGUAAAAGCGUCUGUCACUCCCAGAGCAAUAGGAGCAGUCAAUGGUAGCAAGGCACGCUCACUGUCAGCCAACAACUCCAAAGGCCUCAGCUCCUCCACCAAGUCUCUGGCCGCUCCUGUGACCAGGAACACCAACGCCAACCUUCCUCCAUCCGGACGGACGUCGGCCCCUCGGACCGCCACGCCCGUCAGCAGCAAGCCCGGGAGGGGGACCAUCAUGGGCACGAAGCAGGCCAUGCGGGCUGCUAACAGCCGCGUGAGCGAACUGGCAACCGGCAGCAUUUCUGGCAAACACAUGAGAGGGUCUGCAGAUUCAGACAGCGGGAACGACAGCGGAGCAAAUGUGAGCGAGGACAAAGCCCCCGUGGCCAUGCUGCCUUCUCCCUACAGCAAAAUCACAGCUCCCAGGCGGCCCCAGCGCUACAGCAGCGGACAUGGAAGCGACAACAGCAGCGUGCUGAGCGGGGAGCUCCCUCCGGCGAUGGGCCGCACGGCCCUGUUCUACCACAGCGGUGGCAGCAGUGGCUAUGAAAGCAUGAUCCGUGACAGCGAAGCCACGGGCAGCGCUUCCUCUGCCCUCGACUCCAUGAGCGAGAGCGGCAUGUCGUCUUCAGGCAGAACGAGAAGCUCCAAGUUCCCCAAGAAGAGAGCAAAUGGCUUCCAGAGAAGACGGCUGAUUCCGGCACCCCUGCCAGACACCUCCUCCCUGGGGAAGAAGGCCAGCUCGGCGGGUCAGUGGGUGGACUUGCCUCCGAUGUCCGGCCCGCUGAAGGAGCCCUUUGAGAUCAAGGUGUAUGAGAUCGAUGAUGUGGAACGGCUCCAGAGGCGACGUCAGGAAGAAGCCGCAGAGCAGCCUUUCCAGGAUGUUGACAAGGGCCUGCUAUAUUUUAAUAGUAAACUAAAGAUGCUGGAGAGAAGGCAACAACAAGUGAAGGAACUUAGAGUAAAGCAUGAAACAUUAUUGGAGGAGCUGGAGGACACCAAGGCCCGUCUGAUGAUGGAUCCCAGCAAGUGGAUAGGAGAAUUUGAAGUGGACCAGAAUCUGGAUAAAGAGUCCCCAGAGUACCUGGAGGCCUUGGUGCAGGCCACAGAGGAGCUGGAGUUCUGUGUCAACCUGUGCAAGUCCCGUGUAAUGAUGGUGACCUGUUUCGACAUCAGCAUGCCAGCAUGUGGCCCGAUGGAGGGACUGCGCGAAGUCGAGGUCUGAGGACAAAAGAAAGUUGAGGUGAAGAAUUGAGGAAGUGCGACGAAGGAUGAUGUGAUGUAGCUGCCAGUGCAUAGGAACCACUGGAAUGAAGAACAAGCGACAGAGAUGCGGUAGGAGUGGAUCUUUGCAUGGAAACAGAGGAGAUCUAAACCUUCUAGCUACAGUGCCUCGCUGUCCAGGACUUGGUUUCAGUGGUGGAGAAAUGAAAUGUGAGCACAAAUGCUGUUGCCUGUAUGGCAAGGAAGUGGCCAUCACUUACUUAAGAGUCAAUGAACAACACCUGGAAGUGCCUUUUUUUAUUGUUCUGUUUUGAGUCAUUAUUUUUCAUAUGGUGCAGGUAUCUUGAGCGUACCUAAGCAAACCCUGAACAUAUUGCUUUUCAGAAAAAAAUUUUAUAUUGCAUUGUAUAGUGUAUUUAUAAGACUAUGUUGUGUGUACAAAUAUCUUUUUAAGGGGAAAAAAUAAAUUAGCAAUAAGCUAAUGUUAUUGCGCUCCCAGACUUUGCCUUUUCUCUUGUUUCAAACCUCAGUCAGCAUUUUAUUCAUGGUCAUUCCACCUCUUGCGCCUUAUGUUCACUCUCUGGCUCUGUAGUUUUCUAGAUUUUCAAAUUAGACUUUGUUAGUUCAUCAAGGACUGCAUUCGCUGUUGUCACUCAAAGCCUGCCAGCUGUUCUGUGAAAGCUCGCGUGGUUGAGUGCCUUUUUUUUUACCCUCCAGUUGCCUUGAUCACAGUGGGUCUCAGUGGAUGCGCUAAGGUGGAGCACCCGUCACGUUGGGGGAUGCAGAGCUAUUUCAAGCUGUGCUUGUCCAUCUUUAACAUACUGAAAAUCAGAGAUUAAGCCAAAACAUAUCAUUCAGAGGGCUGCUGUGAUGGAUAGUGAAUGGUUCUGCUUAAUUUAUCCACUCUCUCUGCUGCUCAGUAUGUGGUCAUGCACCCCUGAGACUUAACCUUGUCUACACUAGUCUAUGGGAAUGAUCAAUGCUUACACUCCUGGCAGUGGCAUCAGUGGUGAUCAGUGGUGAUCAGCAAACUUAACUUCUCUCUUCUCCUGAACUGGGGUCUGUAUAUAAACUUUAAAACAUGGCCUCCUAUACUGUUUCUUCAAGCGCUAUCAAGCCUCUGCACUAUGCAUUCCAAUACAUUUACUGCAGACUCUGUAGGAACCUCAACACCACUAACUGUAAGGGCAAUACCACAGUUUGGCCUCUUAAUGUAUGUCCCCUGAUCCCUUCUCUAAAUGGGCAAAUUAAAUAAGUGGAUCCUGUGUCUCAAACCUACACUCAAGAAUCAUAAGAGGAUUGAGUGAAUAAGAGGCACUGAUUAUGUCAUUAUUCAGCAAAAUCAAUCAUUAUCAGCUGACAGAGUGUGUUUGUUAUGACUCAAACCGCUUACAUGACUGGUGAAAAUGAAAGAAACAAACUGGUUUUGUUGUAUUUGGUGUGUUUGAUUUUUACGGUAUAUUAUGAUAAAGAUGACUUUUCUUUCUUUAAUUUUACAAAGAUGUACUCUCUCAGGCCCUCUCUGAAGAUGCUGCAUGAGAUUUUUUUAACCAUUUUUAAUAAUAAUUUCUAGUCCAUUUUUAAUUUUUUACAAUAGCUUCACGUUGGGUAAAGCUCAUACCUUAAAUACCUAUUACCAAACCAAGACCCUUUUUUCAAGAAAUGAUUAUAUGUGAGGUCAUAUUUCAUAUCAAAACUCAUAUUUUCGAAUAUCUUUGUUUUUGUAUAGGAUCCCUGUGUAAAAAAUGUAUAAUAAUGGCAGCUUGUGUUUUACUUUUACAGUUCUUGUGAAUAAAAUGUUUCUUCUUA